GAUUUCUGACUUUCGUCGUUGUGCGGAGUGAAAACUGCGGCGCUGUUUGUUAAUCAGGAAAAUAUUUGAUUAAUCUCGUAACGAUUGAACUGAUACUGCAUUAAGUUUGAAAAAGUGAACGUGUUUAUUUCAUUGGUGCUGUUAUUUCUGGUGUUGAUGUCUGGAAUUAAAGGUAGUUUCUUCCGGAAAAUAUUGCUUCGAUUUUUCUUUCCUGGUUGUGUCAUUAUUAGUAUCUGAUGUGUGAAGAUUGGGCUGAUGUAUGAGUGCGUAGCACUACUGUGAGAAAUAUAUCAAAAUACAGCUCGAAAGAGUUGGCAAGAGAAAAGUGAAAUCAUCAGGCCACGAAGAGGAUUUUCCUUUUGCUGUGUACGGACUGGUUGCUUCUAUCGAAUGAUACGAGAGACCAGACUGUCAUCAAAACCGGUAGUCGUUUUGUAUUCACUUGACCGGAUUGUGUAAGAAUCAAACAAAAGAAUAUCUGCAUCACAAUGAUGGUUGCAGCAUCAGAUAAAAUAUAGAUACCGCAUUCGAUUUGCGAUUGAUUGAUUUGUACGUUUUCCCGAUGUCGCGCAGUGAAAAUCUGGUUGUGCAUUGUUAAGUGUAUUUUCAUCAAACCAAUCCGAUGAUAAGAUGCUGAUGGAAAGGUGCUCUCAGACGAUCGUAUCUUUUGGAGCCUGAGUGGCAGUUGAUGUUUGCUACAGCAUUCAAAAUGUCGUCGACACACCCUUACCACCGUUAGGUGAAGCGGCUAGCUUCUAAUGGAGAAUCAACCAUACGUUCGCUCUUCAUCCUUGUUGCACGUGGAGGAUGAAGAAGAAUACCGAGAGGAGGAAAUACUACACCAAGAUGCAGUGAUGCUAAGAGACGAGAGCCAGCCAACCUUUCCUGGCUCAUCGCUAGCUACAUCUAAUAGGAUCUCAACGGACUCAACAUCUACGUACGAAAUAGUUGACAGUCAAUCGCCAGAGUCUAAUGACGAAAUGUGGAGCAACGUAGUGAAGAUCACACGAGCUACCAAUGCCACUGUAGCUGCGAUGGUUGGCAUUGCUUCGGGUCAAGGUUUGGAUGAAGAUCGAGACCAAGAUGAGGAGGAGUAUGAAAUUCAGGAAACCGAAGAAGACAUGUUGCAGCAGAGACGAAAGUUUGAACUAGCAAGAUCUUCAACCAAGGAGGAAAAACAGCGCCAAAACGAAGAAAUUUUAAUCAUGAAAUCAAACUCCGUUUCAUCGGAAAACAAUUCUUGGGAAACAUUCUCUCCGUCGAAGCCAGUCACAGAAUCUUUCGAAGCUGCAACAGAUCCAGCUGAAAUCCCUUCAUUGGUGCAAAGUAAGCCGGGAACAUCGAAAGCAUGCUUCAUAGAUGCUUCAUCGUUAUAUGACGAAGACGAAGUUCCUUAUCCUUCAUUCAUGGAUUCAAGUUUGCAGCGACAGCAACAGGAGAAAGCAUCAAUUUCCUUAUCGGCUAUCCUAAGUGAUGAUGAAAAACUGAAGAGCACCAACAGUCAAGCUCAGAUUGAAGUCAAAGAUCAGUACUCUUCACUACCGGAUAACGAAUUUCUUACCAAUAAAUUGCACAUCAAAGAACGCGAAGGCACAGAGUGUACUGAGGAAGCAAUUGCCAGGCAAGAAUCGGAAAGGAAACAGGGAUCGUUUCUGUUCCAGAAUUCAAUUCAGCAGUAUUCUGGUCAUCUAUUAGAACCUAAUUUACAAUUUCCUGAUGAAAACUAUAGUGACAUGUCGUUACCGAGUGUAUACUCCUCUGGCAGCGAGCCAAACUACGAGUACAGUUCACUCGCUCUGGACAAUACCUCUAGAUUUAUGACCACUGGUGGCAUCAACACCAGUGGUUAUAAUUCCGGUUCUGCAGAUUAUUCUUCAAGGGUGGCUCAUUCUACGGAUCAAGAGAGCUCACACUAUCCGGAUACGCCAUUCAAUUCGAUAGUUCACGUUAAUUCCGCAGUCAGUAUCCCUAGAGCACAUCGUCUAUCGGAGGACAGUAGAGAAAGUUCAUUUGAUCGAGAGUCUCAUUCAACGCCAAUCAAAAUUCCUAAACGAAUGCAAAAACAUGAUGAAUCUGCUCCGAUACUUUCCGGUGGAGCUUCUAUCGAGGACUUCACACCGAAAUUAUGCGAAAGUCCUGCGAUUAGACGGCGAACUGACACUUGUCCAAUCCUAUCUGGUGGAAUGAGCUUUGAAGAAGACUAUAAGCCUGAGGAGCGAAGCAGAAAGCUGAGUAGUUCUGCCAAAUCUUGGGUGGUGGAUUUGAAAAACUGUCCCGAUGACGAAAAAUCAGCGGCUAUGUCAUCUAUCGAGCACAAUCGUAGUGGUUUGGGUUUCUUUGUUGAUCUGGGAAGCAUCAAAACGCCAGAAGAAGAUAAAUCAAUUGUGGUUAACAAUAAGCCACAGAAUAGAGCGCAUCAUGAUUUGAUGAAAAAAUCUACGGGUUUUUACAUAGACAUGUCCGACGGUGAUAGUUCGAGGAGCAAUACUCCGAAAUUGACCAAGCCCGGGACACCUCCGGUGAAAAACAGCUCAAGUUGUAAUAGCUCGCGAGCUGAAUCCGUCGAAAAGGAUCCAAAGAAGAACAUGUUCUCUAUGUUCAUUGACAUCGGCAGUGAUUCGACACUUAAGCCGUCGCCAGCUCCUCGUAGGCUAUCUGCUGCUUCAGCUGUUGUUUCUACGAAAGAAGAGCCCACUAGUAUGUCAGUACCGAGCAGACCAGCUAAUUUAGGAUCCGAAGACAAGAAAAACUGCUACAUGUUUAUUGAAUCAGACUCGUCGCCAAUUGUACGCAGAAGCAAUCCUCCAUCUGUAGUAAAAAAUGAAUCCAAACGGCAUUCCUGGAAUCCCACCAGCACGGAAGGAACAUUCCAUGAACGACGGAUAAUGAACCGAGAAUACCAACGAUCAACUAGUGUCACCAGCGAUAAAGGUAUAAUGAACAUCUUGGACAAAAUCCCGUUUUUAUCCAAGACUUCCAGUAUGUCGAUUGACUCGUCCGUGUCACCAUUUGAAGAUUUUACCUGCUCCAAGUCGGAGUUGAGUACCUAUUCGAAUCAUUCCAUUUCAUCGAAUUCGGCUCACUCAAGUAACGAGUCCAAAGUUUCGCCCAAAGAUGCAACUGGAUUCAUCCCCACGGAAAUGACGGCGUCAGCUAAAAAGAAACGGAAGGAUGUAAAAAUCAACGAAACCUUCGACAAAAGUAGUCAAGGUUCGGUUACCGAUGGAAUCCUAUCAUCCAACGAGGACGCUUCUCAGGCGUCCACAACCACCGAUACGGACGAUGUAACAUUCCAGAACAAUCCUGCAGAUGAACCAAACUGUAUUCUUCCAACGGACCCAGAAAGUCCCAAACAAGUUCAGGAAAUUAUGUUACACACCACGGUUGGUAAACAAAUGGAAACCAUUGUCGAAGCAGUUGAGAGUUCCCCAAAACACAUUCCUAGCGGAUCGAGCAGCCGAAAGGCACAACACACAAUGGAGACGCUUCAUGCAACGAUCGAAAAGCAAAAACAGCUUCUAGAAACUGUCUCGGAAAAUGUUGAAUCUCAGAGCUCUUCGUUUGUGAAAUUGUCCGACAUGGACAAACCUCCGGUGGCCCCGGCAAAGUUCGAGUUGCACUCCAGCAGUGGAAAUGGGUCUGCCAGUGCUGGGUACAUGUCUAACUCUGCUGGUUCGAACCGAGUGGCGCGGCUGUUUGGUGAUACCCAAAAGUUUAACACUAUCGGACCAUCUCAUCAAUCCCAGCAACAGCAGCAGCAGCAGCAUAAUUACUACGUAAAUGGCACUGUUUCGAUGGAACGUCAUUCGUGGAAUAUGUCACGAUCCACGGGAAACAACUUUAUGAACUUGGUUUCUUCAGUGGAGAAUUCAAGAAGUCUUAGUCGGUUGUUUCCCCAUCUUUCAAAAGCUUUCAGCAACAGCUUACCAUCUGAUGUUGGCAUGAACUCCGCCAAUCGAGGUUCCGACAUAAGCGAGUUAAUUACAUCAGAUUUUUCGUGUACCUCUAGUAUUACGUCUAGUCGUUCUGGAUUUGAAUCUAUCGAUGAGUCCAUCUCUAGUCGACAACCGCGCCGGUUGGGGGAAGACCUGCUCAAAAUGUUCCUUCAGGAGAUCGCCACAGAUGUGACGAUCGAAGCCGAAUCGAAGAAAAUGCGAGCCCACAAGUGUAUCCUGCGUUCGCGUUGUCAGUACUUUGCUGCUAUUUUGGCCGGUGGGUGGGUACAGAAUGCUGGGAACGUUAUAAGCCUACCAGGAUAUUCGUAUGCAGCUGUGCACUUUUCUUUGUGUCACAUUUAUUCCGGCGCCUCGCAUCCACCGGAGGGUAUUAGCUUGAUGGAACUCGCAGCUCUGUCCGAUCUUCUUGGACUCGAAGGACUCAAGGAGGUUACGGCUUACGCGUUGAAAACCAACUAUUGUCACAAUUUCCACAAGCCUUGCUCUGGUUGCACAGAUGGCGUAUUGCAGGUCUUACCGGUGACGUUGAAUCAUGGCCUGGAUGACCUGUACCGCAAAUGUUUGAAAUGGGUUUGCAGGCACUACGUCAAAAUCUGGUCCAAUAAGCAAUUUUCUCAGCUCCCUGUGGAUGUCGUCAAUCGCUGUAGGCAACAGAUUGUUGCCCAUCUGACGUCCGAAACAGUGCUGAGUACCAUUUUGGAUAGCGAACAGCUUCUAACCGUUCUUCAGCCGUACAAAUGGUCGGUAGAUGUGGAGAAUGUGGUUCGGGAUAUCUUGGAUGCUGCUUACGAUUAUAUACAAGAUCAUUUUGCAUCUCUUCUUGCUAGCGAUAGUUUUCUCUCGCUUGGUCAUAAUUAUAGCUGGGCCAUCUCCCAUGUAGAACCUAUACUACUUCGAGCAGCGACGAGUUUAAGUCCCGAUCAAGCCUGCAAGAGUUAUCCACGUACCACAAGGUUGCACAAACUACUGCAAGCUAAAGUGCUCACAAUGACAACAACGCCGUCUUCGAGUGACAAUGUGAACAUUUUGAAUAUCUACGAAAAGAAAAAGGUUGAUCUUGAUUAUAAUCGCGAAGAAGAAGAGAUGGAUUGGUGUGACGAGUUUGUUGGGAUGGUGAAUGCGAUCCUUUCGGCAGUUGAACAGUGUUUAAUCAGACAGUGCGCCAGGGCAAUGCGAGUCAAUUCAUGGCAACGAAUGGACGUCGAAUUGAGGAAUAAAAUACAGAAGCUAGCGUGUCUGAUGGAACCAACUGAGGAUCGAAAGUCCCGGUCGAGGUACUCGUAUUCCUCUCAGACAAGCUCGUCCUCGUCAAUUCAUUCCAGAACAAACGACUUGCGUCAAGUUCGAUUGGCCAUCCAGGCUCACACAAAGCGAUCCUAUGAAAAUCAAAAUCUUAACGUUAAUAAUAAAACCAACACCCAACACACACAAACAGUCGUUCUUCACAACGAUCUGAACAACGUUUUGAAUAGUCACAAAUCAACAAAAACACACGAAAUCAUUGAACGAAACAACUUUCGGUCCGAACAACAAAUCACGGAAAAUGGUAAGCUAUCUAAAACUGCUUCCAAGAGCCAUGUCCCAGAACCUAAGGCAAACAAAGCGGCUAUUAAGGUUGGACUUCUCAGUAAGAAUAAUCUGUCGAGCCAUAAGCGCUCUCAGUCGGAGGACAUGGGAUCUAAGGUGGCAAAGACAGAGCCACUGAACAAUUUGAAAACUAAGCUGAGCAACGUUAAACCCCGUUAUUUGGAACCGAAGAAGCCAAAAAAUACUAGCAAUUUGCAGGUGCAGAAUAUUUCCUCCAGUGGCAGUUCAACGCGCACCUCUAGUCCGGCUACGGGACGCAAAAAAGGACCCCUAGGUAACAUCACAAAACACGGACACGAUUCUAACAUUUCGCUGGAUAGUUUGUCUUCUCCUGCAAAGAAUGCCAAAAAUUUUAAGGCACGUCCAACCAUCAACGAGAUGGAUGUUUCGAUAGAUUCGUUGGCCGAAUCGUUAAAAUCUAACUCCCUGAAAACGAACAGUACACUUUCACACGAAUCUCUGAUCUACCAAGAGUACUUCAAAACCAAGGAUACAAAUCUAGAAAAACCUCAGCAAACAUACUCAAAGUCUAAUCCGGUCAUAUUCAAAGAUCGAGCAAACGGACCAAAGUCUAUCGACUCUCUAGCUGCCAACAAAGGCUCAGUCCAGGCCAAAAGCAAUCUCAAAUCAGGUGGUCCGAGCAGUUCAAGGUUGGGACCGAACAAAGCGAAUACUUCCUCGGCUUUAGGAAUCAAUCGCACCGCAUCCACCGCAAGCGUAGGGUCCAAUUCAUCCUCUUCGUUUGUAAAGAAAAGCUUCCUUUCACAACGAUCACGAGAAAUUCUCGCACGUCGAUCGAAUGAAACAAAGUCCAACUCCACCAAUUCCAGCAACAAAUCUGCUGCUUCGUCACCUAGCCUAAUGUCCAGGGACAAAUCAACAGCUAGUGACAUCACCAAGUCCGGAUCCUCUGCUUCACUAACAACCCACAGCUCUGGAACGCGUAGAGUGUUCAACACAACGCUUCAUCUUCGAAGAACAGCCAAAUUACAAUCAGAUGCUAUUCCGACUGCCAAGCAAGCGAAUGAAGCACGAGCCGUCAAGAAUAGCCACAUUCCGAUAGCGGGCAUUCAAUCUCGAAAGUCAUCUUCCGCGGUCAAUCGGUCAAACAGUAACAGCAGUAACAGUGGCAGGGCACUGAAGAAUGUUCAUGCGGUAAUGAUACCGGCAGCGGCACCAGCACCGGCAGUCGUUAGUAACAAUCUGCACGGAGACGCCUAUACGUCUUCGUCGUCUGACACAAGUAAUAGCAGUGCGGGUGUUGCAGACGGUAAGCCACUGAGAGUGGAAUCAAAACUUGAACGAUCAAAUACAUUCUGUAUGGAGGCCUCUGAUAAUCCCGUGGUACUACAGAUAGUGGAAUAAAAUGCAAGAACAAAGUAAACAUGAUUACCCGGCAACGUGUGAUAAGCAGAUUGUGAAAUUUGAGCUGCAAAAUCGAGAAUUACUAAAUACUAAAGUAAGUACGGUGUAUUGGCCUAUUGGUUGAGAUUUAAAACACAGCUGGAUAAGUAAAUCGUGCAUAAAUAAAAUCUUAAGCAAAUUGAGGUAAGUAUAAUUCUAUGGUCAAUCAAAAAUGCAUAGUGAAUUAGAGGAACCUUUUUGUGUUGGACAACUAAGCCCGAGAAACGACUGUAGAGUAAGGUGGGGCAAACGUUCGCUUUGAGGUUUUUGAAUCCCGUGGAAAAUAUAACUCAAUGUUUUGACACUUGUUUGGAGGUCUUUUCAUCAGUCAUCGGGAAGCUAGAAAUGCCUACAGUGCACUGCAGUGGGACAAAAGUUCGAGUUGGCGUGGUACUCUGACCAAAGCUUCAGAAAAAUUGCGACCCUAUUGUACUUAUUGAGGUAAACCACUCUAUUCAAGUGGAUUUAGUCGUUCACCAAGUUCUGACAAUCAUCCAUAUUCUUGUUUUCGUACGAAUCGCAUUUUCCAUACAUAAAAAACUUUUUUUUUUGUAUGGAAAACACGGUUUGAACGAAAACAAGAAUAUGGGUGAAUAUCUGGGUCUAAACAUGGGAUUUCUUUAUGUCAUUCAUACCAUCAUGGGACAUUUAAAGAUAUGUAGUUUGUGGUAAAACUUUUCAAAAUCUGCCAUUCAGUUUGCGAACUUUUGCCCCAGUCGAGCAGUGAACCCGGUAGUGUGGCCAAAACCUCUAGCGCCGUGGGUAUGCAUUCUACAGAUCUCCGUUAAAAAACAUAUUCGAGUGCCAUCUAUACGGCAGGAAUACGAACUAAUCAGAAACCACCAAAAGCUGGCUCUUUGUAAACUAAAUAAAAAAAGGCGGCAAAUCUGAAGGAUGCGUACCCACGACGCUAGUGGUUAUGGUCACACUACCGGUAGCGUUGCCCCACUGUGCACCGGUUGACAAAAGUUCGUUUUGAACACUCUUCCGAAAAAAAAUCGUUCUAACUACUAAUGAACUGAAAAUUCAUCAAAGCUAUUAAGGAGAGACUUUUGAAUUUUUCAGCUAAGGUCGAACUUUCGUCCCACCUUACUCUAAUGGUCAGACAAUGCUGAUAUGAGCUUCAUCACAACCUAUCUAGUCAUUUAUUUAUGUCAGAGUAUUUUUGUUCUUCUUUAAGAAAAAAAUCGGCUGAAAUAACUUUUGUUUUGACAAGAAACGCCGAUCCGACUGUGAUUGAGGUAUUUGAGCAGUAUUUUGAGAGGCAUUUAUACAAUGCAUAAGCAUGAGGAAUUAUUGACGAUUCAUAGUGGGCCAGCUUGGAGAUUGAAAAGUAAAAUGGAAGUUAGUUCACCUUUGAAUAAUACACAAAUAAUAGCCUCUAAACGAUAACUGCUUCUACUAGAACAGGUGCUGCAAAAACUCGCUGCUAAAGCUUCUCAAAUCGUACUUAAAAUCGGUGAAAAAUAUUGAACAAGAGAACUAUUCUCACCUACUUCUAGCUUUUACUUUGGAUAUUCGUAUACUUAAUGUAGUUGAUUAGCUAUUAUACAGAAACUGCUUUAUAAUCGAGAUAAAAAGAACAAAACUAAUCGCUUGUAAAGGAAACCACCACCUAAAGAGUUUGCACUUUUGCUACUUGUAAUGUUUGCAUAUGAAUAAAACACUUUCGAGAUGUGUUGAGUAUGGUAAAUUUUAUUUCUGUGUUGGAUGUAUGUUACCGUAUUGGUUGGUGUGGAAAUUUAUUCAUCUAUUGAGAUAACUAACUUGGACUGAACAUGAAGUGCAUUGAUAAGCUGAAUCGAAUAUUUGACUUGUUUCAACUUACAGUUUCGAUAGUUUAUUAUGUCCUGCUCCCAAGAAAAGCGUUAUUUUUUCCAUCGGUAAAUUUGAUCGAACUUAGCAGUAUUCAGAAACUACAGCGAAUUCGUACUCAUUCAGUUAACAUCGGCAAACGAUAAAAAAGCACUCACGUGUUCUUAAUGUAGGUUUUCUUUUGUGUUAUAUACCUAGUUAUAGUGUUUGGUUUCUCUCCUUCUUAUCAAAAAGUGUGAUUUAAUUACGCGACGUUUAUGUUUGAUUUAUGUUUACCACACUUCGCAAUUCUCUCAGAGAUUUUUUUCACCGAACGCUUAUGAUUUAGGAUUAUUAUAUUGUACGAACAGCACAUUCCCUCCAAAUAUACACUCUUUCUCAUUCUGCUGUAGUUUUUCGUCUGAAAAAUUAUUUAUAUCGUUUUUUUUUAACAUAAAUCGUUACAACUAAGCAAAACUGCAAAGAUGAACCAAUAUUGUGAAAUCUAUCAUUUUACUUUCGUGCUCUAUUAAUUAAACAAUUCCCAUCUAAACAGGGCAACUAUACAACAUCAGACAUAUUAUAACGGCAGCACUAGUUAUAAAAUUAACCGUUAAUAAGAAGAAUAAAACAGCUGUUUAAUUUGUUCGUAAAUAGAACACUAGUCAUUUGUACAAAUAGAACAAAGCAUGAAAAGCUACUUAUACAGCAAUUGUGGAAUUCAUAUAUGUAGCAUUGAAACGUCCACAGAAAUGAGUUGAAUUUAAAUUGAUCGUUUAUCAUUUCAAAGCGUUCUACAUGUUUUUUUUUACGAGUUCUAUUGUAAUAAUCAUUGUCCGAUAAUCGUUUAGCGUUCUAGGAAAUGCAAUAAUGUGAUUUACGUCCUUAAGAACACAUUUUCUGUUCGUUUAUUUUGUGAUACGUUUGAAUUUGCUUCUCAUUCUAGUUAGACCGUCGAAUCUCUAUUUAUCUAUUUCGAUUAUAAGUUUUGGGAUAACUUGAAAUUGCAGUUUGACAAUGUAGUAUGUCGAAUUUGUAACCUGGAGCACAUCCAGAGCAGAAAUGGUCUAAUAAAUAAGAAUUUAUGAUAAUUAA
Ochlerotatus camptorhynchus is the source of this 9836-nucleotide messenger RNA. RefSeq lists its product as uncharacterized. The coding region runs from base 759 to 6908 and encodes 2049 amino acids. The transcript is spliced from 8 exons. The record is from RefSeq and is a predicted model, not a curated record. NCBI's taxonomy places the organism in Eukaryota, Metazoa, Arthropoda, Insecta, Diptera, Culicidae. Gene Ontology annotation, molecular function: protein binding.